Penicillium crustosum is the source of this 810-nucleotide messenger RNA. Its product is annotated as copper chaperone CCS1. The coding region runs from base 1 to 810 and encodes 269 amino acids. Lineage: Eukaryota; Fungi; Ascomycota; Eurotiomycetes; Eurotiales; Aspergillaceae. Gene Ontology annotation, biological process: removal of superoxide radicals. Gene Ontology annotation, cellular component: cytoplasm. The record is from RefSeq and is a predicted model, not a curated record. Gene Ontology annotation, molecular function: copper ion binding; superoxide dismutase copper chaperone activity. The transcript has 3 exons.
AUGAUUGAACCAUUCCAGACGACCUUCUCGGUCCCAAUGACCUGUGAAGGCUGCGUGAAGUCUAUCUCCAACUCUGUGAACAGCUUGGAAGGUAGUCAUCUCCCGAAAACAGCCCAAACCAACCUGUAUCAAGCUGACCCCGCGACAGGAAUCAAUAAGGUUGAAGCAAACCUCAAAGACCAGCUAGUCUUCGUCGAAGGCACGGCCCCUCCCAGCUCCAUCGUGACCGCAAUCGAAAACACCGGCCGCGAUGCCAUCUUGCGCGGCAGCGGAACUACAAACAGUUCCGCCGUCUGUAUUCUCGAAACGCACUCAACGAGCGUCUCAAACAAUAUCCGUGGACUCGCGCGCAUGGUCCAGGUCUCCUCAAACAUGACCCUCAUCGACCUGACGAUCAACGGCCUUGCGCCGGGAAAAUACUGGACAACUAUUCGAGUAGCAGGAGACAUCUCUCGGGGCGCUGAGUCCACCGGUGGUAUUUGGGAGUCUCUGAAGACUAAGGUGCUUGGCGCUGAUGCUGCCGCCCCGGCUGAGGAGUGCCGGGGCAUUCUCGGUACCGUGGAUGUUGACAAUAAAGGAAAGGGUAGUGUGUUCUUGGAUAGACCUGUGGCCAUUUGGGAACUUAUUGGCCGGAGUAUGGUUGUUUCUAAGGGAACGGAAGGCCCUUUCAAGCGUGAGGAUGAGAAUACCCUUGUUGGUGUUAUUGCGCGCAGUGCGGGCGUGUGGGAUAAUGAUAAGAUGGUUUGCUCGUGUUCGGGUAAGAAUGUCUGGCAGGAGAGAAAGGAGCAGGUUGUCUUGGGUAUGGCUUAG